UUAAAACCAUACCCCCACCCAAAAACCUCUCAUUUUCGUUUUUGUGAUUAAUUCCAUUUCUAUAUGGAACAACUCUCAAUUGAAAGCAGCUUGAAUCUUAAUAAUCAUGAUGAUAUAUUUACAACAUCAUCAUCAUCAAAGAAUUGCAGCAGCAAAGUUGAAUGGUUGAAAAGGAUGGUGAAGCUGAUUGUGUUUUGUUUUGUUUUAGGGUUGUUUUUUUCUGUCUUCUCUUUAUUUCCCCAUUCCUUUAGUGUCUACUUUUCAACUUUCCUCUUCUCCAUUCUAAACCAUGCCAUGGAAAGAAAAUACAUGUUCUUAAUUUGUAAUAUUGGAAUUCUGUUUCUUCUUGCCACUUCCUCUGUUUCUUCUUCUUCCUCUUCUUUUGGGAAUUAUUGUUCAUUUCCCCAUUCCCAUCAUAAUCAUCAUGACAACUUAUUUGAACAUGAUGUUAUGGCCGCUGCUGCCAUUGAUGAAGAAUCUGAUUCUGACCAGGCUCAAGAAGAGGAGGAAGAAGAAGAAGAAGAAGAAGAAGAAGAAGAAGAAAAGGAAGAAGGAAUAAUUUGUAGAGGUGAAUUAUUAGUGGAAGAAUUAGAAGAAGAUGAAGAAGGGUGUUUUACAGAUGAGGCUGAAGAAGAAGAUCAAAAAGAAGGAAAAAGGAGAGAAUUAGAGAUAGUGGUGAGUACAGAAGAAUUGAACAAGAAAAUUGAAGACUUUAUUAGAAAAAUGAAGGAGGAAAUGAGGAUUGAAGCAGCUCAAACUCACCUCAUUGCUGUGUAAUUUGAUCAAGUUAAAUAUUGCCUAAUUAUAUCAAUAUUAAUUAUGUCAAUAUAUUUGUGCUCUAAUAAACUUUUUCUUUUAUAUA
Molecule: messenger RNA, 862 nt
Organism: Cucumis melo (muskmelon)
Lineage: Eukaryota; Viridiplantae; Streptophyta; Magnoliopsida; Cucurbitales; Cucurbitaceae
Exons: 1
Coding region: 64-777 (237 amino acids)
Source: RefSeq, a predicted model, not a curated record